Molecule: messenger RNA, 1597 nt
Organism: Aspergillus costaricaensis CBS 115574
Lineage: Eukaryota; Fungi; Ascomycota; Eurotiomycetes; Eurotiales; Aspergillaceae
Product: ER lumen protein-retaining receptor
Exons: 3
Coding region: 348-1355 (335 amino acids)
Biological process (GO): protein retention in ER lumen; endoplasmic reticulum to Golgi vesicle-mediated transport
Cellular component (GO): endoplasmic reticulum; cis-Golgi network; membrane
Molecular function (GO): ER lumen protein retrieval receptor activity
Source: RefSeq, a predicted model, not a curated record
CACAGGUUGACGCGGCCAGUGCAGGUCCAUGACAAUUAGACCGCUCAUCACUGCUACAUCAGCUCUUGUCGUGGCAUCUUCAGCCUCUUUAAGACCAGUGUGCUUGGUCUUCCAACCUCGCAAUCUCUCGCAUUGACCGCAUUGUCAUACAGCGGCCGACAACCUACGUUACCCGACCGGGUCUCUGGGUUGAUUAACGGAGCACGGUCCACACGAGGACCAUCGAGGACCAUCUCUCACGAACUUGCUAGAUCAUCUUGAUGGUGCUCUAGAAAGUGGGUUGCAGGGCGAUUCCACCGUGAAAGCUGCUUGACAAGCUUUCUCUUUAUAUAUACUCUUUAUUAACCAUGCUGAACCUCAAUAUCUUCCGGCUACUGGCCGAUCUCUCCCAUAUCUCCUCCAAAUGUGUCUUGAUAUGGGCUAUCCAUCGAAAUAAGAGCGCAGAAGGAGUUUCCCUUCUGACGCAGAUGCUCUAUGCUUUGGUGUUCGUGACUCGUUAUCUCGACCUUUUCUCGAAGGCAGGAUGGAGGCACUUCUAUCUCGUAUUCUUCAAGCUAUUCUAUAUAAUAUCCUCGUUCUAUGUUAUAUACCUGAUGAUGAGAGUAUUUCCCCGGACACGGGAAAGGGAGCGAGCCUGGAAGAUGGCUAUAAUAUCGGUCGCCCUAUCUCUGGUUCUGGCACCCAUAUCCAUUGUCAUCUUUUAUCGUGGUUAUCCCGAUAGAUGGUUCACAGAGACUUGCUGGACCUUCUCGAUCAUCUUAGAGUCCGUCUGUGUUCUCCCUCAAUUGUUGCUCCUGCGCCAAACGACCGUUCCAACAGUCAUCGAUUCAUACUACCUGCUUAUGCUGGGCUCCUACCGCGCCUUCUAUAUUCUCAAUUGGCUUGUACGGGGACUGGGCUCUGAGGGUCACUGGGACGUGAUUGCAGACCUCUACGGUGUCAUCCAGACGGCUUUCUAUGUUGAUUUUGCCUGGGUUUACUAUACCCGCCAACGUGUGAAGCUCCGAAAUGGCGGAGUUGUUGACUCGGAAGAUUUCCGCCACAGCUGGCUAGUGAGCAAGAUCCUGAACUUCCGGCAGCGGAGGAGUGCAGAUGAGGAGCAAAAUCUAAAUGAGGAGGACGUGGAGGACGAGGAGAUCGCUGGUGGCGGUAGACCAAGGAACAACCGCUGGGGAGCAAGAGGGAUCUCCGUCUCGGCCGACGAUACGCUGGGGAACCAUCGUGGGACAAGCCAAGACGAGAGUCUAGAAGGGUUCUUAGAAGAUGAAGAAGACGACGGUGACAAUAAUGGGUACCCUGUUAACGGGGGCGCUCAUCCGAAGCAGUCAACCGGGGUAACGGGCAGUCACGAAUGAACUGUCUGCCCUUAAUCCCCAUAUAUAGAAACCCUGCUGCAGAUCAGCCGGUUUUGGUUACACGGCUCAUUGUCCUCAGGGCAUUAUAUACUUCCCUAGGGCUCGUUCUCCCCUUUCGCUACUUUCAUGGCCUCUUUUCUUUAUUACUCGGGUUCUUGUUUGCAUGGAAUUUCUCUCACGUCAUCAAAGUUUUCACAAUCUCAAAUUAUUUCUUUUUUGGAAAUGUAGUAAUGCAAUAUGGG